UCUUGGCGUCAAAAGAGGAUUGCCAAGGAUCCUGGUGUGGCAGAGUAACCUUAGCUCUAAACCCAACGGUUGCACAGUUGCCCUCAAACCCCAGAAUCCCAAUCAAGGGAACGAACACAACCCACUCCUCCUCACCUCCAACAACCAACACCACCAUGACGAUCCUGUGCCUUGCCAUUGUUGGAAAGAACAAUGAACCGCUCUACCUCUGCGACUGUGAUUUUGAUAAGGAAAACAAGGAGGAUUCCGCCGUGAACGAAGACGAUGAUAUCUUUGGAUUUGCAUCGGAAACGACCAAAGGAGCAGAGAGCGCGCUGUCUCUGGACAAUGAGUUCCUCAUGUACGCCGCUUUGGAUUAUCUGGAAGAAGCCUUGGGGAUUCAUCCCGGAUUGCCCUCACGCCGCCAAACGGGGUCGCACUGGAUUGGGUAUCUCUGUCCCAUGGGGGAUGCCAAAUGCUAUGGAUAUGCCACGGCGACCAAUGCCAAAUUCAUUGCCAUGGCCACCAAUGAUGUUUCGGAGUCCAAACUCAAAAUUUUGUUCAAUAGCUUGCACGAUCUCUACGUCAAACACACCAUGAAUCCAUUUUCCAAAAUUGGAGGCAAGAUUGUCUCGUCCCAAAAAUUCAGUCAGGGAGUCAAAGAUGCCGUGGCGGAAUACAAGAAAAGUAUCAAUCAAACGUAGCUACAAGUCUAUACAUACUCAUAUAUUAGUAAGUAAUUGGUCUAUCU
Molecule: messenger RNA, 730 nt
Organism: Seminavis robusta
Lineage: Eukaryota; Bacillariophyta; Bacillariophyceae; Naviculales; Naviculaceae
Source: the annotation of a GenBank genome assembly